AUGGCUCUUACAGAACCCGCUGGAGAUACAUUAUGUCGNGGCAUCUUGUAUGUGAAUCGAAAAAUAGACCGAGAGGAGGUGUGUGAACGGAGCAGCGUGUGUUUGAUCAACCUGAAAACCGUUCUAGAGAACCCGCUGGAGAUCCAUUAUGUCGCRGUGGAGGUGUUAGAUGUGAACGACCAUUCUCCCAGCUUUCCAGAUAAAGAGAAACGGUUAGAGAUUUCAGAGUCCGUGUUACCAGGCGUGAGAUUUCAGCUACAAGCUGCAUUCGAUCCAGAUAGCGGACAAUACUCUGUUCAACAAUAUAAACUUAGUCAUAAUGAGCAUUUUCGUCUGGAAAUUAAGGACCGAGGCAAGGAUGCGAAAACUCCUGUUUUGAAUCUACUGAAGCCGCUAGAUAGAGAGAAUACAGGGAGCCAUAGAUUACUACUUACGGCCAUUGAUGGCGGAAAACCUCCAAGGUCUGGGACUAUAGAAAUAAUUGUGGACGUUUUAGAUGUAAAUGAUAAUAUGCCUGUUUUCACUAAAGAGUCAUACACUGCAAAACUGAAUGAAAAUUCUCCAAUUGGCUCAAAAGUUGUACAGGUAAAUGCUACGGAUUUAGACGAAGGUUCAAAUGGUGAGGUAGUUUACUCCUUCGGUAAUAAUGUGAACAGGAAAUUACGUGAGCUUUUCGAUGUGGAUAUCAACACCGGUGAAAUAACUGUAAAAGGAAGGAUCGAUUUUGAGAUAGAAGACAGCUAUGACAUUGAUAUUCAGGCAUCUGAUAAGGGAUCUGCUCCUUUUAAAACGGACAAAAGUGUCAUUGUAAAUAUUGUUGACCUGAACGACAACGCACCUGAGAUAGAAGUGACAUCAUUUUCUAACGCAAUCCCCGAAGAUUCUAGACCCGGAACCACGGUCGCGCUAAUCAGUGUAAAUGACUUGGACUCUGGUCUCAAUGGAAAAGUUAUGUGUUCUAUAAGUGAGGGCGUCCCGUUCACUCUAACGCCGUCAUUACAGGACAACAUGUACUCUGUAGUCACCAAGUCACCACUAGAUAGGGAGAAACAGUCUGAAUAUGAUCUAACAAUAGUAGCCAAAGACGCAGGGGAACCGUCCUUGUCAUCUGUAAAGACUAUCAGCGUUGUUGUAUCAGAUGUGAAUGAUAACAGUCCAGAGUUU
This is a messenger RNA of Salvelinus sp. IW2-2015, 1164 nucleotides long. Its product is annotated as protocadherin gamma-C3-like. Gene Ontology annotation, biological process: homophilic cell-cell adhesion. Gene Ontology annotation, cellular component: plasma membrane. Gene Ontology annotation, molecular function: calcium ion binding. The record is from RefSeq and is a predicted model, not a curated record. Lineage: Eukaryota; Metazoa; Chordata; Actinopteri; Salmoniformes; Salmonidae.